AUGCAUCAAUGCCUGCAGGAUCCAGAACCUGGCUCUUGGCUGCCUCAGGCGGCUCCAUCCCGAGGGUGUCACUGGGCGGGGUCGGUGUUGGCGUCCAGGGCUUCGCUCCCGGUCAGAGCACAACCAAAGAAGAAGAAGAAAGUGGAUGUAAAGAGAGAGCAAGCACAGAAGGAUCGUAUGAAAAAGAAAAUUAAAAAGUUGGAAAAAGCUGCUCCAGAACUGAUUCCAAUAGAGGAUUUUGUAGCACCACUGAAGUAUUCAGACAGCAACAGGGUGCGAAGUCUUCCCCCCCUGUCAUUUGAGGAGACUGAAAGACGAGUUUUACUUCUGAAAAAGUGGUGUUUGUUUAAGCAGAAACAAGAUGAGGCAGAGAAGAAAGCAAUUCAGGCCCUUGUGGAAGCACAGCAAGAGGCACUGAGGGAACUGCGCCUGGAAUCCGAGGAGCUGUAUCAGGCAGCGAUCAGACGAGAUGAGGGGCUCUUCCCCUUUGAGAGGGAUGGACCUGAUUAUACCCCACCACUCCCUGGUUAUGAUCCUCCUGAAGGAAAAUGUGUGGAUAUCACCAAAGUGUACACCCAGUGA
Chaetura pelagica (chimney swift) is the source of this 582-nucleotide messenger RNA. RefSeq names its product mitochondrial ribosomal protein L40 (gene MRPL40). The record is from RefSeq and is a predicted model, not a curated record. Bases 1 to 582 code for a protein of 193 amino acids. The transcript has 4 exons. Gene Ontology annotation, cellular component: mitochondrial large ribosomal subunit; mitochondrial ribosome. Lineage: Eukaryota; Metazoa; Chordata; Aves; Apodiformes; Apodidae.